UUGUCACGGAAUUGGAUGGUUUAAGAUUUAAUUCACCACCUCUUGGUACAGCAGCAUCUGAUGCAAUUGCAUUUCUUGAACAAGCAAUGUCAAACAAAAAGAAACUUAAAAUUCAGACGAGUAGGGGAAAUUAUGUAUCUGGAAUUAAUUUUAGUGAAGAAUUUGAUUUUGGUGAUGGCGAAGAUAAAAAGAAAAAUCUAGACGACCUUAUUCUAGGAAUUUGUUUAUGGCAUGCAAAGAAUCAAGAAGAAAAUGGUUCUUAUAGUAAAACAUCUAAAGAAAAAAUUAAUAACGAAAAAGAAGCUGUCGUAUUACUCACUAACGAUCGAAAUCUUCGGAUCAAAGCACGCGCUAGAGGAAUUGAUGUUAUAGGAGCACAGGAUCUUGCAGGAUUGAUAUGA
Dentiscutata erythropus is the source of this 401-nucleotide messenger RNA. The record is from the annotation of a GenBank genome assembly. Lineage: Eukaryota; Fungi; Glomeromycota; Glomeromycetes; Diversisporales; Gigasporaceae.